AAGACCCGCAGGUCCGCUGCGGGGUUGGGAGCGCGCUGGCCCGCGGCGUUGGCCGCGCCGGACCGCGAGCGUGGGCUUCUGCGCGUGGCUCGGUCUUUCCCCGGAGGAAGUGAUGGGGCGCGCGGGCGCCGGUGAGCGGGCGCCGGUGUAGUACGCGCGGCGCCUGACCCGGGAGCGCGGAGGCGGCGGCGGCGGCGGCGGCGGCGGGCGCGGGGAGGCCUCUUAGGGCCGCCGCCCCGAGCGCCCGGCCUCCCGCGCCAUGGCCCCCAUGGGCAUCCGCCUGUCCCCUCUGGGGGUGGCCGUGUUCUGCCUGCUGGGGCUCGGCGUGCUCUACCACCUCUAUUCGGGCUUCCUGGCCGGUCGCUUCAGCCUCUUCGGCCUGGGCGGCGAGCUCGGAGGCGCUGCGGCGGUGCCCAUGGCCGCAGCCGACGGGGGCACCGUGGACCUGCGCGAGAUGCUGGCCGUUUCGGUGCUGGCCGCUGUUCGCGGCGGCGACGAAGUGAGGCGCGUCCGCGAGAGCAACGUCCUCCACGAAAAGUCCAAGGGGAAGACGCGCGAGGGAGCCGAGGACAAGAUGACCAGCGGGGACGUGCUGUCCAACCGCAAGAUGUUCUACCUGCUCAAGACCGCCUUCCCGAACGUACAGAUAAAUACUGAAGAACAUGUGGAUGCAGCUGAUGAGGAGGUUAUCUUAUGGGAUCAUAAGAUACCUGAAGAUAUCCUGAAAGAAAUAUCCACUACUAAAGAGGUACCAGCAGAAAGUGUUACUGUCUGGAUUGACCCACUUGAUGCUACACAGGAAUAUACAGAGGAUCUUCGAAAAUAUGUCACUACAAUGGUGUGUGUGGCUGUAAAUGGUAAACCUGUGCUAGGAGUAAUACAUAAGCCAUUUUCUGAAUACACAGCAUGGGCAAUGGUAGAUGGUGGGUCAAACGUGAAAGCCCACACUUCCUACAACGAGAAGACCCCAAGGAUCGUUGUGUCACGCUCCCAUUCAGGAAUGGUUAAACAAGUUGCUCUUCAGACUUUUGGAAACCAAACUACAAUUAUCCCUGCUGGCGGUGCUGGUUAUAAAGUUUUAGCGCUCUUGGAUGUACCCGAUAAGAGUCAAGAAAAAGCUGAUCUAUAUAUCCACGUGACAUACAUCAAAAAGUGGGAUAUAUGUGCUGGCAAUGCAAUCCUAAAAGCCCUUGGGGGGCAUAUGACUACCUUGAGUGGUGAAGAAAUCAGUUACACUGGUUCUGAUGGCAUUGAAGGUGGGCUCCUCGCCAGCAUCAAAAUGAACCACCAAGCUCUGGUCAGAAAACUCCCAGAUCUAGAGAAGACAGGACAUAAAUAAGCAAAACAUAGGUCACAGCUCUUCCAGAGCUGAAUGGUAGCCUGAAACGCUGGAGGCUUCAAAGCAUCAGUGGAGACUAUGCAUGGUUAAGGCCAUCCCGAACUUUUGAAAGUAUUUAUGAAGCAUCAGAGACAUAUUUUCCCUGUAAUAAGAUGCAAGAUUAGGGAAAAUGGGUUGCUUCGUGUCUCAAGUAUUGUCUUUAUUUUUGAGACUAUUUUCAUACAGUUGUCAUACACAAGGCACAUAUAUAUAUAUACAUGUACAUAUGUGUGUGUGUAUAUAUAUUUGUGAAUUAAAAUCUAAAGCUGAGUCCAUAUUGUUAUGAGUCACCAUUUUAACACAUCAUGAAUCUUCACUGUUUGUUAGUAAUUUCAUAUAGAAUUUAGCUGAAGAAAGGAUUGAUUUUGUGUAGAUGUUUAAUAUUACUUUACAAUUAUAUCAUAAAAAAUAAAUAAUUGGGGAUUUUCUACCCCAAUUCAGAUGGAAAGCACAAGAAGCCACAUAUUCAUUAACAUGCAACAAAUGCUCUAUUUAUCUGUUAUUGAAUGUUUCUUAUGGAUUAAAAUACAGAAAGCUAAAAUUGUUUUUUCUUUGUAAUUUUAAUAACAGGUUAACCAGAUAGUAGAGAAUAUAGGCAUAUGAAAGCCGUGUCGUAAUUUCUGUGUAUGUAUGUUUUGUUUGGGAGGUUUUGAUUUUUUUUGUUUUAUAAAGUAUGUUUGUACCCAUGGGUUCACCAUUUCUGCUAUCUUGCUGUUGGUUUUCAUUUGCCCUGUGGAUAGUGCAUGGUUGCAUCCCUUCGCUCUUGACCAACAGUUAGUCUUUAACUUGUAAGGUUUGGAUUAAGGUUUCAGGGUUAGCACUAGGAUUUUUGGUACAUUUCUCAUUAGGGAUAAAUUAUGCUCUAAAGCAACAAAUACAAAUGAUUCUAUAAUUGAGUUAUUUGACAUUACAUGAAUUGAGCUGGCUUUUGUUAUUUUCAAAAGUUUUGUUUUAGUACUUUAAAAAAAAUUUGCCAGAUUUUUAUAUACAGAUUUUCUAAUUAUCAAGAAUGAGUUAUAGUUGCUCUUGCUAUGGUUGCUUUUAUUCCUAACUUAAACAUACUCUCAAAAGUAGUAACUUUUGAGAUACUUUAUAGUUCCCUUAAAAUUAAAAUAAUGAAGUUUAAAUUUACUUUUUGAAGAUUUUUUUUUCCUAUUGAAUAUGCAGAAUCUGACUGGAAGAAAGUCUGUGGCAUAUUCACUGUGUCACUGUAAUGAGAACCUUGCUCUGUGAACUCUUUCAUUGGGAUGUCUGAUUUCUCUCAACGUGAUAUCUAGAAAUUUCAUGUAUACAAAUACCAUUAUUUAAUGUGAUUUUUUUUCCUUGCAUUCUAUAACACACUGGUAAGGAGAGAGAUUUCUCAUGGUUUCUUUUUAAAAAAAUUCUAACUGUAAAACAACUUUCCACUUAUUUUCCUAUCUUGGAGGUAAAAUUGACCAAAGAAUGGAUAUCCUCACCUGGUGAAUGUGCAUACAACUGUAGGUCUGCGUAUCAUACUGUCCAAAGCCCUUUAAUUCCUCAUUAGGGAAUUGAAUAUAGUAUGAGGCACAUAUUUCUACCCAAUGUCUAGCAAAUGGUCACAGAUAUGAUAGAGUAGUGUGGGCCUCAGUAUAUAGGAUUUUGUUCAGUGAAAAUUGAUACGAAGUUUUGGAACACUUGAUAUUUAAACAGGACUUAGGAAUUCUGAACAGGAUAUUCAAGACCUUAUCUUUUUACUCUGCAAUGAGAUGAGAAAAUCCUUUUUCUCUCAUGAGAGAUGGCAAAAGCAUAAGCUGUUUCCAGAGUCUUAUAAUAAAAGCAUUUAUUUUCAUUGUAGAAAGAGGACUGCCAUAUCAGGAAAUGGGAUUUAAUUAGAGGGCUUUUUCCCCAAUAUUAUAUGGAAACUUUCUGAUUUAAUGAAAAUGAAACAAGUUCAUAUUAACAAGCAUGAUUGCUUUGCUUUAAUUUCUCAUUUCAUUAAGCUGCAUGUAGAUGAUGAUUUUGUGAAGGGCUUGUGUUGUGUGCAAAAAUUAAGAUAUUGGCCGACAGUUAAAUGCUUUAUUAGGUGUAGUCUAGUUACUAAAGAAUUUUUAAGUUUUAAGCUUUUACGAAAAGUUCAUUUAAAAUUUUUGUUUCUAAAAAUCAGUAUACAUUACAGAACUAAUAUAAAUACCAAAAACAGUGUUUAUAUUUAUUUAUAUGAGACAUUAUUGUGCCAGAACAUACAAGGAAAACACCUUCCUGAAUAAUUGAGGCAUGUAAUAUCUCCCAGAAUUACAUAAAUACAGUUUCUGAAAUGUAGCAAAAUAACUAGAAUUUAACUUCGAGUGACCCUUAGGUCCCUACCUCCUGGUCUUCCCUUUCCCUCAUCUUUGCCCUUAUUUAGAGGAUAAUUUUCUCUCAGAACUGAGUUUUGUACAUCUCACUUUAGUAGAAGCAGGAACAUCAGUAACCUCAGUAUUCCUUAGCUGCCCUUGUUCUUUGCCCCUUCACCCAGCUUGUUCCCUAUCUUCCUAGCCCAUUGACAUUCCUUUAUUUCUGCUCUUCACCAGUAUACUCUUCCCCAACACUUAAUCUCUGAAGUCUAUCAUAGACCUGUUUUUCUCAAGUUGGCUGCUGAAAUCUUAGGGUAGAACUGAGAUUCUCUAUGUAUAAAGUUCCCAGUAGGAGAGGUCAGUCCUGGAGGAGUCCUAGUUGAAUAUUACUUUUCAAAGACUCCACAAAAAGUAAAGGGAAAUCACCUUCAUAACCACAAAGCUUUACACUGUCAAGUCUAAAUACAGUGCUUCUCCCUUUACAAAGCAUUUCUUCUGAUCCAUCAUUCAGAGACUGAGAAUGCAGAAAGUAUGAGAGAGUUGGGUAUGUAAGUCUGCAAGAGGAAACUUGCUUUUUCUAUUAGUUCUCAUACUUGUAUUACUAGCUCGGUUGAGGUGAUGGGCCUACAAGAUGGGUCGUAUUUGUCUUUGGUAUUCAAUUGUCCUUCUCUGCCCAAUUGUGUUUUUUUUCUUGAUUUUUAAAAAUAUUUAAAUGAAUUGCUUAUGGCUAUAUAAUGAAAUUAACAGGCAUUUUGGUUUAUGUGUUUUAAGUAAUUGCAAUUCUGUUUGCUGGGUGCUCCUUUUGACUGUUGUGCAAAUUGGGUUAGUGGAACUGGGGAAGGCUAAGUUAAGGCUUUAAAAAGAGAGAGCUGAGAAGGGUAGCAGUGGGAGGAUGCAAAGCAAACCUCUGCCCUGACCCCUGAUCAGGAAUUCUGCUUUGUCUUAGAUGUUUAACAGAAAAGUUAGAUUUUACUCAGGCUUUGAAGGUCACAUCUAUGAUAGCCCAGACAUAAGUAAAGGCUUGAGGGGCGGCUACCUGCUCUUCCUCAGAAAAGAAAUAUCCAGCCUGCUUCUUUUUGAGAACACCUUGAAAAUGGCCUUAUCUUUGGCAGUUUAAAAACAAACUUUUUGGAUUAUUCUAGCUGCAACUACUUAUCUUGGAUCUGUGUUGAUUGGCCCUGAAUAGAAACAAUGAGUUUUCAUUUUAGAUCUUGGUUGAAUUUAAGACAUACUUAGUUAUUUGCAGUACAUGCCUACAAAAAGUCUAUCUUGUAACUUGUGUAAAAUAAACCUAAUCAGUGGUUUUAUUUAUAUCAUUUAAAAAGUUGUGCCUUAACAAUAGGGCAUUGUAUGUUAAUAAGGGAAAACAAUCUUUUUUUAAUGGAUGGGGAAAAUAGGAAUUUUGCCAUUAAAAUUUAAGUUCUUUUAAUGUUUUUAGUAUUAGAGUUGGGGGAGACUCAUUAUGGCUAAAUAAAAAUGAUAGAAAAUUAUUUUUGCAUAAUCUAGCAUUUACAACGAGUACAUUUUUACAAGAACUGGCAUCUUGACGUAUGUAGGUCUGAAAUGAUACUUCAUCCUUUGAGUUUUAAUUUUAAUUAAUAUAAAAACAACAUUUUUUAAAAACUUUAUUUUUAAAUCAUUUCUGUGUGUUGUUAUAUCUGUUCUAGUCCUCUGAUACUUUGGUUUUAAAAAAUAACUAUUUAUUCAUAGUAUCAUGUCAGUAAUUUAUUUUUAAAAAAUACUGCGUGUUGUAUGCUAAAUAGAUUAGUUCCUAGAUGGGGGAAGGCUCUGAUGAGCAGUUACUAAGAGGGCAUGAAGAAUUGAACUUUGUACUUCAAAAGGAGGGUUUGAUUUUAUGAAGUAGUGCUGGUUGUGUAAGUUUAUUUCAUCAAAGCCUGGCAGGUGUUUGCAUUCCAGUUUACCAUUGACAAAAGCUUACUGGAAAACUUUUCUUUUUUUAAAAUUAUUUUUAAAGUGGGUGGUGAAUUAGUUUUGUGGGAAAAGGAAAUUGACAGUUUUCCUUUGAGAUUAAAUAAUAAAGCCAAACUUCCAGAAGUUAAGGAUGAUGAAUAAUAUUAGAACAACUUACUGUAUGUUGUGUUUGUCAGGGUUCCCUGAGGUAUUACAAUUCAUAUGUGUAAAUUGCAAAAGCAGAAACUGUGAUGUUAGAUGAGUAGUAUGUUCUGCUAAAAUUCUUUUUUGAGGUGUAUGUUGUACAGGUAGUAAAUUAUUAUUCAGGAAGACUUGUUCAUCCUGUAUUUUUUUAAACAGGGAAUACAGAAGAAUACCAAGUCAUCGUUAGAUCAGUGAGCCCACAAAGACUUCAUCUUCCCCAAAUUAUCUCCCCUGAGCUCUCUUCGUUAACAUUAAGGAGAGAAUGUUUAUGGCCUUGACUUUAUUGACUUUAUGUGUGAAACAUGGACUGAAAUGUCUGCACCCUCACACCUGCCAGCAGCAGAGGCCAGAGCUAGCUCUGUAGUCUGAGGCCGUGGCGCUGCAGUGGCUUUCCCGUCUGAUGGUGGUACUUAAGCUGCAGAUGGAUAGAGUUAGGUCUACACUAAAACAAUGAAAUGAAACAAGAGGCUGUCUGUGGCCCUGCCUCUGCAAACUUUUUGUUGCCAUCCUCACUUCCUGUCAAUCUCCUUUUUAUAAUGGGCUAACAAUGGUGAGAGGGAUUAGAAUAAAAAUACCUCCCAAUACCCCUUCUUGCAGAUGGUUAAAGCUGCAGGGGAAUGGGUCUGCCUCCUGUUGCUGAGGCAUGCUUGUGUGGACUCCAGAGUCUUUACUGGGCAUGUCGUAGCCUGCCUCACGCCCACCACCGAACUGAAGGGGCCCGCACUUCAACAUCUACAGGGAGGCAAACUCUUCCUGCCAUGUUCUCAGAGUUUUUUUGUUACCUCACCUGUAGCACUCAUUUUUAUAUGCACUGUUGUACACAUCUUAAGGACAGGGAUUACGUCUUGGUGAUAACUUGUAUUUCCACCUCAGCCCUGGCAGCUACCCCCAUGUCUUGAACAAAUUAGGUGCUUAACAUAUGUUGAGCUAAAUCUAAUAAAGGGUUACUACCAGCAUUAGCAUUUCUCAUGCCUUAGUUCUACAAGCUGGUUGGUUGUUUCCUCUGCAAAUAAUUAUCACCUCAAACACACUAUAUGAUUAUUUUAAUUUCUGCUUUCUUUCCUUCAGAGACUACUACCCUGUGGCCAAUUAGCUCUAGAAAAUGUGAUUUCCUCCAGUGAAAUGAUAUUCCCAUAUUCUCUACCCCCGGAUAUACUUUGCCAAACUGAAAUUUGAGUUUUCUGAAUAAAUUGGUCAUGUCUGAAA
Messenger RNA from Manis javanica (Malayan pangolin), 6993 nucleotides. It is a transcript of the gene BPNT2, whose product is annotated as 3'(2'), 5'-bisphosphate nucleotidase 2. The record is from RefSeq and is a predicted model, not a curated record. Lineage: Eukaryota; Metazoa; Chordata; Mammalia; Pholidota; Manidae. Gene Ontology annotation, biological process: phosphatidylinositol phosphate biosynthetic process; skeletal system development. Gene Ontology annotation, cellular component: endomembrane system. Gene Ontology annotation, molecular function: 3'-nucleotidase activity.